This is a messenger RNA of Orbicella faveolata, 2526 nucleotides long. RefSeq lists its product as uncharacterized. Lineage: Eukaryota; Metazoa; Cnidaria; Anthozoa; Scleractinia; Merulinidae. The record is from RefSeq and is a predicted model, not a curated record.
UUUCGCGUUUUUCAGGCAAGCGAAAGCAAGCGUGAGGCGAGCGCGGAGAGGCAUUUAUGGGUUCACCACGCAUUAUAACACAGCUAAUAAAUUCGUGUACUCAAAUUCACUUGCGCGAGCGUGCUAUAAAUGCCCAUUGUGCACGCUGAUGACGUCCAUUUUAAACUAACGCGUUGAAAAUGUUAUAAAACAAGUGGUUCAUGCGUCAGCUCUGCGUUCAUCGAGAUAUGAAGCACUUGGGAAGUUUGGGGAGCACUUAAGAAGCUAGAGUUGCUCUUGACUACGCCUCUAGCAACUCUUACGGAUCUUUCGUGCCCUCCAAACUUCCCGCGUGUUUCGUAUCUCGAUGAUUGCACGCUGACACAUGAACCAAUUGUUAAGUGACUUUUUAGUUUAAGGGAUGAGGCAUUGAGUUGGGGAUGGGAGUACACUUAAUUUUAGUAGUAGUCAUAGUAGUAUAACUGAAGUUAAAAAAAUAAAUGUACCAGAGUAAGCCACUUGAUACCUCAUCAUAGCAAACAAUGGAGGUUUCCUGGUCACGUCCGCAUUGAUUAUUGAAAUUCUAUACCAUGGUUAAGGACGUCUCAAGAACGUUCUUCCAUAUAGCUAAAAGAAAUAAAAACGUCGAGCCUCAACUGCAAAAUUACACGUUCUUAUAAGAAAAGAGAAAUAGUCUACAUGGGACUGACAUAAUAUCAUUACAUAAUGAAAUUUUUCAAAAAGCAGAAGUCUAGUUCAUGUUACUUUAUUCUUUACGCUGUUAAUUAUGCAUGUUAUUGGCUUCCCCAUAGGGUCAAUCCCUGGUCUAACCAGAGGGGUUGUAAAAUCAGUCAACCAACUUUAGGAAUUCCCUAGGGGGUUAGGGAAUCGUACAAGACAAAGUCCCCUGGCUGAGGUGUCUCUCAGUAGAAAAGCCAACUGAUAUCCUUUACAAACUUGUGAAUUACCCUAAGUAGAACAAUGUCAAGAUUUCCCCUACCCUCAGUCAAAGAAUCUGACCAAUCUCCCUGGUUGGCUAGGAGGUUAGCCCCACGGCGAAGGUAAUGACAUGCGCAUUAGUCAAUCGAUUUUUCUGCUUACCAAGUUCAGCUUUUUGUGUUGCUUUACAGGAAGAGGUCGACGAUAAUCCACCUUUUUGUAUCAUGGAAGGGUCAACGUUUUUCCGCCGAAAGAAAGAGUGGAAUUUAUUUGGCGAUUUCUCUCUGAAAAUCCUAGGAGAGAUAACGGAAGGUGGUUUCUGGGUCUGUGCAUUUGGCACUCGCGUGCUUGGAAGGCACGUUGAACGGAGGAUUGUUAUUCCAGCCAGUGCGUUUGACUCCAAGGUGAAGUUCCUGGAGAAGACUAGGAAGAGUUUUGGAGGAGGCACAUUCAACAUUAAUGAGGGUGCUUUACUUGAAAACUACUAUCUCUUCUUAAAAGAAGAGUACAAUGAGGGUGUGCCAAGGCAAUACUUUGCUGCAGAGUGCAUCGGUUUGCAGAAGUCCAAAAAUGAUUACUGGUGUCUUUCUAGUGAGAUUCAUGUAUGUAAUGGCAUGAUAUUGCCUAAGGAGAAUCAGCGCUUUCUCUUUCCAAAUGACCUAUUGUACCCAUAUGAAGUCAUCGUCAACCGUUCCCUGCUUGAGGACAAUAUGCAUUGCCGUAAUGUUUGUAAAAGAUUUAUUGAGGCCUCUUCUGUCUUUGGCGUAAACCACAUAUCUUUAAAACUGGCCACAGCUUUCCUGCUCCUCAGGUUGUUAAGGAUAAAUGAUGAGGAGUCUUGGAAUGAAAGUUCCAUUGGCCUCCUUCAUUCAUCAAUCGAUGAAAGAAAUGUCAGAAAAUCUUUAACUCUGGACUUCUUGGCUAAAGGUCAAGGUGUUGCCACCCGGAAACAUCCAACCAUGCUAGCGGGUGGGGAUCAAAAUCAAUGUCACAGGGGCAUCAGUUCCGGUGAUCAAGGAUACGCUCUCAAAAACUAACUUGAUGGUCAUGAUAGAUGACCCCAUCAUUUCCACAAAUCUGGCCGAACUACUGCUCCAGGUGCAGAGUGGCCUGACAAUGGGGUCCAGGAAUGCAGGCAUGACAACACCUGGGGGUAGCCUGCUUCUAACCUCCAACAGUACAGUUACUCAAAGGUAAAAUGACCUGCACACAGUGUAUAGCAUGCUGUUGUUCAUAAAGGGUACAAUUCCAGGGUUUCAACCCGGUCUGAUAGAUAGAAACAUAAAUCGAUUAUUAUGAAACCACCUUGCAGUCCAAAGACUGAAUUACAUAUUUAAUUACAUUUAUGAAAUUAAAAAACUUUCUGAAUGUACUCAUUAUGAUUGUUAAUAAGUGUUAUGGGUUAGGAGACACCGGAGUUCAUGAACAUAUAUGUUAAAUAUGUGUGACAUAUAUGUGAUUCAUUAUUUUACAAAUUAAACAUAUUGACCAUGUCACCUAAAUAUACUAUCAAUGUACACCAGUUUAAAAGUUAUCUUGGGAUAUGCUUUUAUUAAUAAUGUUUGUGCUGACAGGGUAGUGAAUAUCACUCUUACUCAUCACUAAAGG